Messenger RNA from Hevea brasiliensis (rubber tree), 1452 nucleotides. RefSeq lists its product as uncharacterized. The record is from RefSeq and is a predicted model, not a curated record. NCBI's taxonomy places the organism in Eukaryota, Viridiplantae, Streptophyta, Magnoliopsida, Malpighiales, Euphorbiaceae. The coding region runs from base 371 to 877 and encodes 168 amino acids. The transcript is spliced from 8 exons.
UGGAGCUCAAACGGAGGUAAUUCCGUUUUGGUUGCUGACAAUUGGGGAUUUGAUAAUGGUGGUGAUGAUGAUGAUGAUAAUGGGCGGGAAUUCAAGGAUGCAGAACCCAAAACUCCGCUGGGUGAUGAGAUUUCUAAGGAGAUUCAAAUAUUCAAUCAGUCAGUUGAAAUUGUCUCUCUUCCAUUGAAAAUAACUAUUGUCUUGGAGGUUCCAGAUCAGUAGAAUUCUGCAGCUGAUCCAAAUAUUCAGUCCAUUUUCUGGAGAGGGACAACUUUGAUUUGUUCUCAUGAUCAAGACUGAAUCUAUGCCAAUCCUGAAUUUUAAUGGGACUGGUUUAAGCUGAGAUGUGUCAAGUUCAGAUUCCAGUGGGAUGAAUCCAAGUGAGGUGAAAUCAGAUGAGAAACAUUUUACCGCAAACUUAAUUGAUGAAAAGAUGGAUUCUGGGAAUGCUGAUGGAUGGGCCUUCGAGGGUACAGAACUAGAAUUGCAGGAUGAUGAGAGAAUGCCAGAAAAUUUUGAGGGAGCUCUAUACAUAUUUGGUUUUGGCAAUGGUAUACAUGGUCAAUCAGACUUUGGAUUUGAUUUCAACUCAAGCUAUAAAAAUAAGCAGAAUGAUAUUGAAAACAAGUUGCAUUAUCCCCAAGUUGAUGCAAAAGCUGGUUCUGAUGAACACUCCUGGGCAUUUAAGGAUGCAUUUUCAGAAGCUGGAUCAAAGGAAGAGCCCAAGGUUGCUGAACUUGCUCUUGCUGUGGAACCAUUGGUAUUUGGUGAUGAGGUCCAGGGAAACAAGGGUAGGACAGAAAACCACAAGGGACCCCUGCCUCUGUCCCUUUUUGGUGAUGAAGAAACAGAAGCAGAUGAUCCCAUGAUCCAUUAAGACAUUUCAACUCAGAACUCCACGCCUGAUAAUAGUCCCCAUUUAAAUAUUUCUAUCAAUGAUCUAAUAUCAAGUUUAUAUAGUCAAGCUGAGCAGAGUACUUCAGUUAAUGAUGAACAAAGUCUCAGAGAAAAGGGAUCGAGUUCCACCAAAAGUGUGAUGACCUCUAAUUUGGCAAAUGCUAAUCAUGAUUUUGAUGAUGAUUCCUGGGAAUUUCAAGAUGUCUCUACAGGAGCCAGAGCUGAGUACCAGACCACUGUUAUUGGUCUUGGAGAGUCUCAUACAAAUUAUUCUACCAAAACAGAGCUAGAUGAUUAUGUGGAACUCUUUUCCAAAUUGAAGAAAGAAUUGCACUAUAUUGCGAUGUGCCAUCUGGAAAAUCUAAAGAAAAAUCAAAGUUCUGGUGCUCUUAUUGGUCAAGACGCAAAAGUGCAAGCUCUUGAUAAAGAAAUACAGGUUCAUUCUUAUGUUUGGUUAAUGCAUAUACAGAAAAUAUAUCUAUGUAGACUUAUGUGUAAUAUCAUCAAAUUGUUCUUUAAAUAUCAUUACCCAUUAAAAAUGACAUAAUUUUCAUA